Messenger RNA from Lodderomyces pseudojiufengensis, 1542 nucleotides. RefSeq lists its product as uncharacterized. The coding region runs from base 1 to 1542 and encodes 513 amino acids. The record is from RefSeq and is a predicted model, not a curated record. Gene Ontology annotation, biological process: ammonium transmembrane transport. Gene Ontology annotation, cellular component: plasma membrane. Gene Ontology annotation, molecular function: ammonium channel activity. The transcript has a single exon. Lineage: Eukaryota; Fungi; Ascomycota; Pichiomycetes; Serinales; Debaryomycetaceae.
AUGUCAUCAGAUGGUCGGGAGACGGUGGACUAUAGAACGAGUAUCAACUCGUUAUAUAUGUUAUUCUGUACAUCCCUAUUACCUUUAGUUGUGAUUGGGAUAGCAUUUUUUUAUUCUGGAUUAACUCAAAGAAGAUCAGCAAUGACUAUGUUUGCGAUUCCAUUAUUAAUAACUCCUAUGAUUAUCUUGGACUGGUACAUAUGGGGAUAUUCAUUAUGUUACGCUGCUACAUCUAAUGGAUUCAUUGGAAGUUUGAAAUAUGCAGUUUUAAGACAAAUUAAAGGUACAAUGAAACAAGAAUUUACAAAUAGAAGAGGAAAUGUAUUAGUUAUAAAUCAUUUUUUAUUUAAUAUGUUUUUUAAAAUUAUUUGUGCUGCAUUAACUUUUCCUGGUUGUAUUGCAGAAAGAGGUAGGAUUUUACCCAUGUUACUAUUUUUAUUUAUUUGGUCAGUAAUCAUUUAUAAUCCGGUAACAUAUUGGUUUUGGAGUGAUAAUGGUUGGUUAUUGAAGAUGGAUGUAUUAGAUUUUGCUGGUGGGAACUGUGUUCAUAUUGUUUCAGGUUUUACUGCCUUAGCGUAUUCUUACAUUUUGGGAAUAAGAAAUCCAAAAAUAUUAUACAAUUAUCGUAAUGCAAAUACUGGUCAUGUUAUGAUUGGGACAUUUUUAGUGCUAUGUGGAUGGUGUGGAUUUGUUGCAGGUUGUGAUUUCAAGUUUUCUUAUAAUUCGAUAUUUAUUGUAUUUAGUACAAUACUAGCGGCUAGUACAAGUGCUAUAGUGUGGACAGCAAUUGAUUAUUUAAUUGGUGGUAAAAAAUUUUCAAUGAUUUCAUUUUCGUCAGGUUGUUUGACUGGUUUAGUAGUUUUCACACCAGGUGGUGGAUAUAUUUCAUCAGAUGACGAAUUUUGGAAACCAAUUGUAUUUGGAGUGAUUGGAGCUAUUGCUAGUAACUUUGCUACAAGAUUAAAAUACUAUUUUGGAAUUGAUGAUGCCCUAGACAUUUUUGCAAUACAUGGGGUUGCUGGUAUAGUUGGUUCAUUGUUGACUGGUAUUUUUGCUAAUAAAUUAUACAACUCGAAAGGUGGUUGGGUCGUUGGUCAUUGGAAACAAUUUGGAUAUCAAUUAUUAGGUAUUGUUGUGACAAGUGCCUAUGUGUUCAUUUUAACGUGUUUUUUCCUUUAUAUCAUUGAUUUCAUACCUGGUUGUCAUUUAAGAAUUGACAAAAAUUUCAAUAGAAGGGAAAGAGAGAAGAGAAAAGCUAGAAGAGCUAGUGAGGUGGUGGAAACACAACAAGAAAAAGUAUCUGAUUCACUGGUUGAUGACGAAGCAAUGGAUCCAUACGAACAAAUGGAGUUACUAGGCUCCGAUCAUUAUGAAUUCAACAAUGAAUAUAUGAUGGAUCAUAUAGAAUUCAUAAAAGUUCUACUGCCUGAGGAUUACGACGAGUCAAUUUUGAAAGAAGAAGUAAUGCUUCUGCCAAUAGAAAACCAUUCUGGAAAUAGUUUUCAAAUACAUCACGACAAUAAUUUAACUAAACGAGAUUAG